Messenger RNA from Phycomyces blakesleeanus NRRL 1555(-), 3234 nucleotides. RefSeq lists its product as hypothetical. Bases 1 to 3234 code for a protein of 1077 amino acids. The record is from RefSeq and is a predicted model, not a curated record. The transcript has 4 exons. NCBI's taxonomy places the organism in Eukaryota, Fungi, Mucoromycota, Mucoromycetes, Mucorales, Phycomycetaceae.
AUGGUACCUCGAAUUAGUUUACGCUUUUCUACAUCUUUCGUUCCAAAGAUUUUUAAACAUGGAAAAUCACUUCACAACAAAGAGGAACACAUUCCUCACACCGACGGCUACAGACAACUGAACAUUUGUAUGCACCGUCUGCGAAACCGAAAGAGUUAUGAGAAACUUCUAAAAAGAAGACCUGCUAUGUUUGAUGGCCCUUCUUCUUCUGCAAGCACUGCCACUGCCACUGCCACUGCCACUACCACUGCCACUGCCACUGCCACUACCACUGCCACUACCACUGCCACUACCACUGCCACUACCAACCUGAACAGUAAUAAUGAACCUGCCCCAAUGGAAUUUAUUAUUGAAAACCCUCAGGACACGUAUGGCCAUGAAAUCUCUGACGAAGACGAAUAUAGUGAUGAUCACAUUCUAUCUGAUUCAUCAGAUGACUAUGAUGAGACCACUGACGACGAAGACAUGGACACCAGAGUAGAAUAUGAUAGCCAGGAUCAUAUCGCUAGAAUGGCAGCAGAAAUGAGAACCUUCCAAUCUCUUUCUCAUGCCAUGAAUGCCUACUCGAACGAAGACAGCAGCAGACAGACAUCGUACCGGCCCGAUGACUUUGCUGACAUUUUUACUGGACCCACCCGUCCGUUUAAAUCGAAAGUAGAGUUUAUCUUACAUGCUCUCUUCUACGGCGAUGAAGAUCUUGCCUCAGAAAGAUCUAUCAAGAAGAUCAUGUUUGCCAUGAAGAUGGUCUUGGACGUCCGUGAAGAAUCUGGAGUAGCACUGGAUUUUCCGACACCAAAUGCUGUGAUUAACUAUCACAAGCAGAAAAAGAACCAGAUCCCUGUUUUUCCUACUGCCAGUUUCGAUGUUGUGAACCAAGACAAUGAACGACAUGUACUUUGGAUGAACAAACCGUCCGAUUACAUCAAGUUUACCAUGACAUGUCCCGGAAAAUCAUCUCAAAUCUCGGCCCUUCCUGACUUCACGGAAAACCAGCGGUUGAAUCUCAACCAAGGCGAAAAGUGGAAGGAGAACCCAUUGCUCCAGCACCCGAUGAUCACUUCAAACGGAAUGGACUACUGGGUGGGUGAUGUCGUCGAAGUCCAAGGCUCCCCGAACCGGUAUCUCCUUGAGAAGUUCUUCACCAAGGACGGAUCCAUACUUGCCAAUGCGUUCCAGGUUUAUGGUGGCCACGAUCCUUGGCUGAACCAUCCUGAUGAUACUCACUUCCUGCGGUUUGGAAACUCUACGAACUUUGCUGUCUCUACCCUGAAGUAUACCAUUGAAGUUGAUAGGAUUAUGUCUACUGUUCAAAAAGACAGCGAUCUUUUCCUCGGACGUGGUUUCUCUGUUUCUUAUUGCCCUGCCAAAAUUGUCACCUAUGCUCUUACUGGUGUUCAAUCUGACUUGUGGCUCAACAAAUCCCGUGUUGAAGAAUUCAAGAGAAGACUUCCAGGCUCUGGUUUGAUGAAAGUGGUUGUCUGCCCACUUAAUCUCUAUUCCGACGAUACCUCCGGUAAUUCAACAAAGCAGUACAACAAGUAUGACAGUUACUUAAUGUACUUUGCUGCGUUGCCACUUGAGACGAGAAACAAACGAGAAAAUGCUCUUUUCAUUUGUACCUCGAAUCAUACACUGAAUGCCAUUGAGAUGUUGCCCCCUAUCGUCGAUGACCUCGUUAGGCUGGAGAAAGGUAUUGAGAUGUAUUCUGAGGAUCAUGGUGAAGUAGUUCUUGUUGUUGCGCCCCUGUUGCUCUUUAUGGGUGACAACCCUCGUCAAUCUCAGCUUGCCAUGCAUAAGGGAACAUCUGCCAAGAAGUUUUGCCGAAAAUGCCUCAUACCUUCGCCUCGUAUUGAACAGGGUUCCAUCCCUGAUGCUCCGCCGUAUUCUCCAGUUGACCACCGUGGGUCAGAAGAAAGAACAAGGGAUUUCUUGUGCGCCUUUGCCAAUGCCGAUUCCCAGUCAGAGCUAUAUCUCAAUGGGUGCGAAUUGAGUUAUAUCAAGAAUGGAAGUGAGGAAUUUCUUAGACUCGAAGCCUUUGACCCUACCAAAGACAUGCCUGUCGAAAUUCUCCACAUUAUUCCUCUUGGCCUGACGAAAUACUUGAUGACUUUUCUCUGGAAACAGAAGAUGCUGACUACAAGUGAAAAGGGGAGACUCCAGGAAGCUCUAAACUCUUACAAGUCUUGUAAGAGUUACAGCCGAACAUUCAGGAACAAGCUUCGCCACACUGGUUCGUUCGUUGGACGCGAUUUCAAGGAAUUGAUUCAAGUCCUGCCUGGAAUUAUGAGCAAGCUCUUUAGUGACAAACCAUUGGCAAGUUUGUUCAUUAAAGCCUUGCAUGCAUUAGGCCGCCUGUCGUCUUUGGUGUACAUGCGUGGAGUCGACCGGUGCUUCGACUACUAUAUUGCCCAGAUAAAACACGCUGUCACUGAUGUAACGGAUCUGCUUUUUCAACUGGAUGUCCAGAUUCUCCAAAAAGGAUUUUCUAAGCAAGACUUCACGUUCAAGCCAAAGGUCCACCUUCUGCAUCAUAUCACUGAUGACAUUGUUCGUUUCGGUUCCGUGCUGCAAUACGAAACUGAAAACGGUGAACAGUUCAAUAAGUUCAUCCGCGAACAUUUAUUCAAGACCAACCGCCAUUCCACCUCUCGAGACGUCGCUACAAGAUUUGGCAAGCAAUUCAUCUGUCGGCAUCUUUGUAAUGGAGGAUCGUAUGUCGUAGAGAAACCAGCUGGUAAUGGAACAAGAUCUGUGAGAAGUUCAAUUGGUGAUUUUGUCAAGCUAGCCCCUGUCAAUUUCCCAGGCUUUAAUCUCCAUUUCUUUGGUUCUCGUGUCAACAGUGACAAUUCUAGGUUGUCGACUCCCACUUUGUGCGAUACACUUGCAGGUGUUUUUCAAUCAAAUGGUCAAUUAUUCCUUGGUCAGGUAAAGAUCGUUCAAGCAAGAGACUCUGCAGACAGAAUGAGGAAGGCGUUCUUUAUGCAAAAGUACCAAAUUGUUCCGAACAGCAAUGUAAAUUGCAUCUAUACCCCAGCCGUGGUAACGGACAAUUACAACAACAUUGUGGUUCUGCCCCUUGGAGGCCUGGUUGAAGUCAACAAAGAUGACAUCAACAUCGUUCAGGCUGUUGAUAUUCACUUGUCCGUCGGGUCUUCCAAUAACCAAAAGUUCCUCAACGUUGCAAAAUUCGGCAUGUUCUGGUGGAUGUUGAUGAACAUUGCAAAAAUCUAUUAA